Molecule: messenger RNA, 1734 nt
Organism: Penicillium maclennaniae
Lineage: Eukaryota; Fungi; Ascomycota; Eurotiomycetes; Eurotiales; Aspergillaceae
Exons: 3
Coding region: 1-1734 (577 amino acids)
Source: RefSeq, a predicted model, not a curated record
AUGCCGUGCUUCAAAGGGCUCGCCGUGAGCAUUCAUACCCCGGAUGGCCCCAUCUCCGAGUACUCGAUCCAGCGUCACUCGAGAGCGUCGCGGAUAGGUUGCUUCAUCCCGGUGCCCCCGCCCAAAGUCCCCGACUCCGCUAAGGGCAAGGCCGAACAAUCCACCUUUGCCAUUUCGAUUACUCUGCUCAAUCCUGGCCAAGAUGUCCCUUACUCGACCCCCAAACCCACACCGGAUAAUCCCUCCCCUAAGCCGAAGGUCGUUGGAGGCUUGCCCGGCCAGACCGGUGAGCGUGGCCAGUAUUCAGGAGCCGUCGCGCCAUAUCAGGCAUUAACCAACUCUCCGAACGAGACGGUGGCAGCUUAUAUCUACUUUGAUGGCAGGCAGAAAGAGGAGGUGGCCACAUUGCUGCGAAGAGGGGAGGAGACUUGGGUGAACUCAAGGUGGGUCAGCGUGCCCGACUCCGAGGGCGGCGGCAUUGCUGAGCGUGAAUUCCUAUUCCGCGAAGUCGGACUGGAGCGCUGGUUGAAUGGCUUGGAUCUGGAGGGCAAGGAUGCAGCCGCAAAGAUCGAGCGGCGACGACAGAAGAUGGAGAGGCGUCGCGCAAAACGCCAGGAGGAGAGUCAAGGAAUGGAGAUCGAGUCAAGCGCAUCCUCAAAACCCAAGACCAUCAUGCGCUAUGGUAAUGAUGAGAAGGAUCCCCUGGAGAAUGUCUCUGACGAUGAUCUCUCAUCGGACUCCGACGACGACGAUCCGAUACCCGAAACCGCUGGUCAGAUAAAGGUCGCCUUGUUCCGCGUUUUGGCAUCCGGAGAGAUCAAGCGAGGUGAAUACUCGCCGCAAUUUGACGCACAUGACGACGACGAAGGCGGAGGGGAUAAUGGCGGAGGGGAUGCCGACGUCGAUCAUACGACGAGCUUCGCAAAGCCCAAAACAUUGGAUCCCAAGUCUAUCAGCACACAGACGGUCACAGGCAUCGACCCGACUGACAAGCCUUACGCGACGUUCACAUUCAUGUAUCGCGGCGAAAGACAACUGCAGAAGAUGGGCAUAACGAAAGACCCCAAGGCACCGGAAACACCUGCAGCGAAGCGGAAAUCUCUACAGGCCGAUUUUUCCAAUCUAGGACCCCUCAAGCCCGGCGGUACAGUGGGCUUCUUGAAUUUCCGCGAACAAGAAGCUGGUCGCAAAGGCAAGAAGGGUGACGACGAAAUGGACAGCGACGAUGACGACACCGACAACCCCAUCUUGGGUAAAGCUGACGACGAGGAAGACAAAGAAGACAGCAAAUUACUGUCUCCCGACGACAUCAAGCGCCAAGGGGAGCUGGAAGAGGGUGUUCGCAAGAUUCGCCUCAAGCGCGAACGCUCCGCGGAACCGGGUUCAAGCAACGCCGCGAAACCCGUCGACACCCCGGUUCCUGGAACUACACCCCCUGCUGUGGAGCGAUCCACCACGCCCCCGAAGAUGAAGACGGAAACAGAGACGCCCGAACAGCCUCAGGCCAGCGUCGACGCAGUGAACGAUUUCCUAGGCAGCCCGCUAAAGAAGCAGCGCGCAAGUGUAUCAACAGCAGACGAGAAUGCCCUUCGUCGUCGCAUCGCAGAGUCCUCUGGCCGAAUUAACGAGGUGUUGGGUUCGGGCUCAACCGAGAACAAAGCAGCCGCUGGGUCUUUUGGCGAUAAGCUGGACGACGGGCCGGCCAAGUCGGAGACCGUUGACGAAGAGCUCUGA